UAUAUUGCUGCAAUUUGAGUACAGGAUUUUUUGUAAAGGGGAGUUGCUUAUUAGUUAUUUCUUAUCCUCUCUGAUUUGGACUUCAGUUUGUGGAGUUAGAUGUUGUAGAGUAUAGAUUAUAGGGUAGAUCAAACUUGUUAAAAAUGACACGCAGAAACGAAGAAUUCAAGAAGUCUUUCAUUCAUAAGAUUUUCUCAACCAAUGCAAGUAACGGAGGAAAAACAAUCAAAGAUAUUCUUGAUUCAUCAGAUAUUCACACUGAGUCAGUGUUUGAGAGGUCAAUUUGCAAAAGCCUAGGUCGUGCGAUGGCAGUUAGUCAAGAUGUGCAGUCUCUUCGAGUAUUUGCAGCAACAUGGAAUGUUGGAGGGAAAUCUCCUCAUAGUGGGCUCAAUCUUGAUAAUUUUCUUCAGAUCCAAGACCAAUCAGAUAUAUAUGUUCUGGGUUUCCAGGAAAUAGUCCCGCUAAAUGCUGGAAAUGUACUGGCUAUAGAGGAUAACGGGUCAGCAGCAAAAUGGCUCUCUCUAAUCUCCCAAUCACUGAAUAAAACCCCAGAUGAUCAUGCAAGUUAUAAUACACACAGCACUUUCAAGUCUAAGCCUUCAAAACAGGGAAGUAUAAAGCCUGUCACAGAAAAAGGCAGUUCACUGUUCUCUCAAAGAAUUUCACUUCGAACGGCCAGUAGAAUUUACAUGGCAGAGCGCAGGAGAAGGAUCAAGAGCUGCAACUGCAUUCCUGAAUCAGAGAGAAAGUAUAGCAAGGAGUCCUGUUUUAAAUGCCAACAAGCAAGUUUUGAUUAUAAUGAUUUCUCAUCAGAAGAGGAUGAGGGAUCAAGUGGUACCGUAACUCCGGAAUUAACUACUCCUGGCAGUACCAAUCAGAUGCGAUAUAGCCUCAUAAAAAGCAAGCAAAUGGUGGGAAUCUUUGUGACAAUCUGGGUAAAAAGGGAGCUUGUCCAACACAUAAGCCAUUUGAGAGCUUCCUGCAUUAGUCGUGGUAUUCUGGGAUACCUAGGAAACAAGGGGUGUAUCUCUGUAAGUAUGUCCAUCCUACAGACAAGCUUCUGUUUUGUUUGUAGUCAUUUGGCAUCAGGAGAGAAAGAAGGAGAUGAGCUUAGAAGAAACUCAGAUGUUAUAGAGAUAAUCAAGAAUACCCAAUUUCCAAAGAUCUGCAGAUUACCUAAUUCUAGUAUGCCUGAGAAAAUAUUAGAACACGACCGUGUAAUUUGGCUUGGGGAUCUAAAUUAUCGAAUAGCUUUGAGCUACUCAGACACCCGAAAACUUCUAGAGGGAAACGACUGGGAUGCUCUUCUUGGCAAGGACCAGCUUAAGAUUGAAAGAGAGGCUGGGAGAGUUUUUAAAGGAUGGAAAGAAGGAAAAAUAUAUUUUGCACCCACGUACAAGUAUUCCUAUGAUUCUGACACUUAUGCUGGAGAAACUAUAAAAUCAAAGGGCAAAAGGAGAACUCCUGCAUGGUGUGAUCGAAUACUGUGGCAUGGAAGCGGAAUAUAUCAAAAGUCUUAUACACGUUGGGAGUCGCGCUUUUCUGACCACCGGCCUGUCUGUGCAACAUUUUUAGUCAAUCUGAAAGCGGUUGAAGGUAAAGAGCAUGGCAGAAGAUAACAAGUCAUGAAGUUAUGCGACGAUAUGAUAGAGAGACAGGAAUUGAAGCGCGUAUAGGCCGCAAACUGUACAGAUAAGAGCACAUUAUCAUACAAAACAGAGUCUGUGCUGAUGAUGCUUGUAAAAAUUAUUUAAUUUCCAGGAAAUAUAUGUAUACAAAUGCUACCAGUACCAGCAAAAACUUCUUAGGGAAUGUUAGAAGCUUGAUAAUAUUCUUUGCAAGUUGAAAGAAGAUGCAAAAUUUUAACUUA
This is a messenger RNA of Daucus carota subsp. sativus, 1870 nucleotides long. RefSeq names its product type I inositol polyphosphate 5-phosphatase 10. NCBI's taxonomy places the organism in Eukaryota, Viridiplantae, Streptophyta, Magnoliopsida, Apiales, Apiaceae. The transcript has 10 exons. Gene Ontology annotation, molecular function: inositol-polyphosphate 5-phosphatase activity; phosphatidylinositol-3,4,5-trisphosphate 5-phosphatase activity; phosphatidylinositol-4,5-bisphosphate 5-phosphatase activity. Gene Ontology annotation, biological process: phosphatidylinositol dephosphorylation. The record is from RefSeq and is a predicted model, not a curated record. Bases 144 to 1619 code for a protein of 491 amino acids.